Messenger RNA from Physella acuta, 1646 nucleotides. RefSeq lists its product as uncharacterized. The record is from RefSeq and is a predicted model, not a curated record. Lineage: Eukaryota; Metazoa; Mollusca; Gastropoda; Physidae.
CACACGUCGUGUUUUACACACUGUUUUCAACACAGCCGUGUAAACACAGUUACUCGUAGUGUGUCACACGUCGUGUUUUACACACUGUUUUCAGCACAGCGAACUGUAGUGUGUUACAGGUCAUUCAGACAUUGUUUACAUUACAGGUAACGUUUAAACUUUUGCGUGCACGCUUGUAACUGGUGACACAGAAAUGGUGACACCAUGGUUGUAUCACCAGCUACUUCUGGCUGUGGCUGGGUCCGUUUGUCUCGGGUUUAACAUUGUUUACAAACCUUCCUACCCUCUCCCCGGGCAGUGGAGGGAGGACGAGCUGCGAACAAUUCAUCGCUUCCUGUCUGGGAUUUCCUUCGCCACCAGAGACCGAUGUAUGGAGGCCAUGUGUGACGUCAGACGGGAGGCUGGAGCACCGGACAUGGUGGCAGCUAGCCCAAACUUGCCUGACGUCAUACCGGAGUCUGCCGAGCACCUGUUUGACCAGAACGGGAAGUUUAUCGGGGUCAAGAUGACCCGGGACACAAACAGGCCAGUGACCUGGUUCGAUCAGGUUAAUCAGAACCGUAAGAGUGGGUCUGGUAACUAUGGCAACAGUGGUUACGGCUUCGGCAACUAUGGCAACAGUGGUUACGGAUCUAGUAACUAUGGCAACAGUGGUUACGGAUCUAGUAACUAUGGCAACAGUGGUUACGGAUCUAGUAACUAUGGCAACAGCGGUUAUGGACCUAGUAACUAUGGCAACAGUGGUUACGGAUCUAGUAACUAUGGCGCCAAUGGCUACGCAUCUGGUAACUAUGGCAACAACCAAAAGCCUGUAACUGAGAACUAUGGCGACAUUGGUGGUGGGGGUCAAGGGUCAAGCUACAGCAGUCGACCUGGGCUAGUUCCAAACAUCUGCUGUCAGACCGAGGAAGUGUUUUUCGUCAACUCCACACUGACCGAUUACUUUGGGGUUAGCCGUACCAUCGCUCAGAGGGACACGGCAGGGUCGUAUCAGUUCAUCCGUCACGGUCUCUGCAGAAAAACUGGCCAGUGCCCUGGCGACUGCCAGCAAGUUUACGUCAGUCAAGUUCUGGCCAUCCACCCCCCAGAGGCCGGUCAGUUGGUCACCUUCAAGUUCUUCAAAGUACCCGGAUAUUGCGCAUGUACAUUCAGUUAGUUCCCCUGCUUGUGUAGCAAGUGAAUUGAUUAUCGUUCUUGAUUGAUGUCUUGUUAAAAAUAUACACACACGGAUCAUUGCUUUGUUAUCUGGUUGUUUACAGUUUUAUUAAUCCCACACAUAAACCACACAACCACACAUGAACCCAACACAUCCCACACAUAGCCCCAUAUUAAAAACAUGACCCCCAUGUAUCCCCCUAUACUACCACAUAUGACAACAUACUACCACGCAUGUUACCCAAGCAUGACCAAACGUCCCCCACAUACCACAUAUGUCCCCCACCUAAUCACACACGUCCACUCGCACACCCACACUACCACACAUGACCAUUAGGCAUACCCCCAUACCCCCAUACAUGAACCCCACACACACCGACACACCGUACUAAGAUGACCUCCACACAAACCACACAUAUCUUCCACAUACCCCCACACUACCACAUAUAUUCCUACCAAUUCCACAUGUCCACACACGUGACACACAUCCC